AAUGUUUAUAGCCGUCAGUCCGUUCAAUUCGUUAGAGUCGACAAGUGCUUAAACGCUCCAAUAAAAGUGUUUAGUAUGUCCGAAUCGAGUUCUAAAUGUUGCGUGAGCGGGUGUAAAAGUAAAUCGAAAAAAGGAAAUUGCCUCACUUUCCAUAGAUUUCCCUUUAGAAUGGAAUCACGUCUUCGCAACGUAGUCACGAAGUGGAAAAAGGCAUUGAAAAUUGAAAAAGUAAGCGACAGCAUGAGGGUAUGCUCGCGACACUUCAAGAAAACAGACUUUCACACGUCACACGUUCCUGGGCAAGACCGACUCUUAAAAUCGUCAGCCGUUCCAUCGAGAAAUUUAUCAAAAGCCCGGGUCAAUAAGACUUCGGAUAAGAUUUCGAAUGAGAUUUCGGAUGAGAUUUCGAAUGAAAAUUCGGACAAGGAUCCGGAUUACGAUAAAUUUGAUGAAAGAUUCAACAGGUCGCGUCUUGCUCGGUUUGAAGGAAGGGCAGCGAGAGAAAGAUUCACGAAGAAUAGGAUAAAGAGAAGUCAGAGAUUGGCGGAAAAACUCGAGAAGGAAAGCCAAGCAUGUAACACGAGAGAAAGGGAAAGGAGGAAAAGUCAAAUGGUGUUUCUAAAAUUUGGGGAAGAAAGCCAAGCAGGGGCGAAUCAGAGAAUAGCUCAUGAAAGCGAGGAAGAAACCCAUCUUGAACCAAAUCAGAGCAUAGCUCACGAAAGCGAGGAUGAAAACCGUAUUGAGCCAAAUCAGAGCGUAGCUCAUGAAAGCGAGGAAGAAAAUCGUAUUGAGCCACAUCAGAGCAUAGCUCAUGAAAGUGUGGAAGAAAACCGUAUUGAGCCGAAUCAAAACAUAGUCGAUGAGAAGAAGAAAAAAGGAAAAAAGAAGGAGCCUCGGAAAAUAGUUCAUGAAAUAAAAGGUAACAAAAACAAGAAGGCAAAAGUGAAAACCGCUUGCAGAGAAAACCGUAUGGAGUCAAAUCAGAGCAUGGCUCAUGAAAGGGAAGAAGAUAUCAUUCGGUUCAGGUGUAACUCGUGCCUCAAGGGAUUUGAGGAACAAAUUGAAUUUCACGAGCACAUAAGAGAAAAACACCAAAAUGUGGUCGAGCGUUACGAAUGUAAAUCGUGCAAUAUUUCAUUCAGGCACGAAAAAUAUAUAAUGAGGCACAAUAUAAUAUAUAAAUGUAUAGGCAAACGAGUCUAAGUUUCAAGCUCAAGUUUACAAAUGAUAAUUUUAUAAAUUAUGCGCAUCACAAAAAGACGAAUUGUUGUUGUUGACAAAUUUUACCGAAAAAAAAAAUUGAGCGAUACCAUUUUAUCUAAAUGUAAAUAUGGUACGUCGAUGACUCAUCGAAUCUUUCGAUUCAAUCUAUUUAAUCAUAAACAAGUUUGUAGAAUUUUCGUAAAAUUAUAGCGAGUUGUAUACACGAAAAAAUGUAUAUAUGCAUAAAUAUGAGUUGAAAAUUCAUAAUAAUUUUGUUUGUAAACUGAACUAAUAAAAACUCAUACGUAAUUGGCUA
Trichogramma pretiosum is the source of this 1519-nucleotide messenger RNA. Its product is annotated as putative pre-mRNA-splicing factor ATP-dependent RNA helicase DHX16. NCBI's taxonomy places the organism in Eukaryota, Metazoa, Arthropoda, Insecta, Hymenoptera, Trichogrammatidae. Bases 76 to 1203 code for a protein of 375 amino acids. The transcript has a single exon. The record is from RefSeq and is a predicted model, not a curated record. Gene Ontology annotation, molecular function: sequence-specific DNA binding.